AUCGGCCCAGAAGCGGAAUCUGGCCUGUAUUGUUAUUCCAAGGUCGUUUCCCCCUCCUUUCUUCCACGGCUCCCUCGUUCUUCAGGUGGGAAUGACCAUCACAAACAAUGGUACAACUGCUGCAUGACUGCCUUUUCUUUUCUCUCUUGGGCCUCUACACGAUCUGUUGCCACAUUGUUGUUAUUAUUAUACACUACUGUACUAUCCUUGAGAUUGCUACAGGACAAUUUCCUUAUGCUCGGCCGCCCCACCGACCGGCCGGGAUUUGGGACCCGACCGCCAGCAGUGUAGCGCGCCCAAGAGCCGAGCCAGGGUGCCAGGCUGUUGUGUUGAUGUUGAUGUUGUUAUUAUUUUAUCAUCGUCGCUAUGUUGACUGCCAUGAAGGCAUUCAAUGAUCACGCCCGGUCAUUAUUUCUCGUGAAUGGUUGGGCAGUGUAUGUAGCGAUGUCAUGUCAGUGUACUAAUUUAUUCCCC
Molecule: messenger RNA, 474 nt
Organism: Dissoconium aciculare CBS 342.82
Lineage: Eukaryota; Fungi; Ascomycota; Dothideomycetes; Mycosphaerellales; Dissoconiaceae
Exons: 1
Coding region: 108-395 (95 amino acids)
Source: RefSeq, a predicted model, not a curated record